Caenorhabditis elegans is the source of this 979-nucleotide messenger RNA. RefSeq lists its product as uncharacterized. The record is from RefSeq and is marked reviewed. The transcript has 6 exons. The coding region runs from base 312 to 854 and encodes 180 amino acids. NCBI's taxonomy places the organism in Eukaryota, Metazoa, Nematoda, Chromadorea, Rhabditida, Rhabditidae.
GAUACCAAAAUAGAAGUAAUGCAUAAUUGUCAAAACCAACGACAAACAGGCCGUGAGAAUGAAUAAAGGAAUUGAACAAGAAGAAGAAGAAAUUGUCAAUAAAUCAGUUUCAGGAGGCAGGUCUCCAGUUUCUUUUCUGGCUCCUGAGUGAGAGAAAAGGCGAGAUCAUAUUGCUAAAUGCACAAAUGUUGGCAGGUGCGUUGGUCUCACCGAAGUAUCUGAUUAUGGCAUCAAAACCUGUCAACAUGGUAUUUUUCCCGAAUGUUAACGUUCAUCACUUGAUGCGGAAGGAAUUCGACGAGACUAUAUGGAUGGCGUUCACUUACCAAAAUUCGUUGAUAUCUCAAUUACCAAUUCGUCCAGCACCAAAUUCCUUUCGCGAUCCUUCAUCCUACAAUACAGACCACCAAUUUUCGACGCACAUUUAUGAUUAUUCCCUUAUUGCAUUGCUUCCUGUCAUAUUAGUUGGAUUAUUGAUAACAACUAUAUUCUGUGUCUAUAGAUUUCGAAGGUGGAAACAUAAUAAAAAACAACUAGCCGAAUUAAAUGCAUUUUAUGAAAUUGUAGAAUCAUCGCCAUGUUUAGCUUCUGGAAAACCUUAUCUAAUACAACAUUGCAAAGAUGUAGAGAAAUCCGAAUGUGAUCGAAUAACUCGUGCAGUUUGCGUUCCCACUCAAAGUUCAAUAUUCUUUCAACCAAUUCCACCGAAAGCAAAAUCAGUUCGAUGUAACAGUGAUGUACUGAAAGCAGUGAAUGCAAGUGAAGUAUUAUUUCAUUUUGCUCAACUACCAACAAUCGAAAAAAUCAAUAAUAAUAACAAUAAAAAAUCAUUGCACUUCAUUCAUCGAGUUUAGAUUUUCGUGAUUCCUCUCAUCCAUCUUCGCCAUUUCUCUUUUCAAACCGGUGUCUUCUAUUUGAUCAUGUUCACUUUUAAAUUUUGUGCCUUUUAUGUGAAACCAGCCAAUGAAUUUUUGAUUUA